Durusdinium trenchii is the source of this 1777-nucleotide messenger RNA. Lineage: Eukaryota; Dinophyceae; Suessiales; Symbiodiniaceae. The record is from the annotation of a GenBank genome assembly.
CAAACAUCUAGCAGGGAGGUUUGCUUUGGGCGACCGACUCAAUGCUUGGCGCGGCGGCGUUUUGGGAUAAGCGGCAUGACAAAGAUCUUCGCCGCUGUCUGGCUACUGGCGGCCAGAUGCUUUUCGUGGGAGUUAGGAGACACAGAUCGAUGUGAGACGUCCUUUCUCCAGACCGAGAGGAUUUUGUCUCCACGGCAAGCUCGAGACACUCCUUGGUUGCAGCCAGCAUUGGAGCAUGUGCGCGUUCCCGAUUUCUUCCGACAUGCAGCUCCCCGUGCCACACACCAUCAGCUCUCUCCAAGCAGCGUCCUGGGAAUAGGACAGGACUUGGAGCCAUCAUUUUUGUGGCAAUUAUCAUAUGGGUCUUCUCGCCCUUCCAGGCUUCAGACACUGACACAGAUGCCGCAAAGGAGACCAGUGUUGAUGCGCCAUAUCGCUGGCGCCUGUUUACGGCUAUAAUGUGCAUGACUAUGUACCUGCUGAACUAUGCCGACCGAUACAACAUCUCGGUGGCGAUUAUUGAGAUCAGCGAAGAGCAGGGCUACGACAAGAGGAUGCAAGGCUUCAUCCAGUCCGUAGUUUACCUUGGCUUUUUGCCCGGCACCGUGCUCUUUGGACACCUGGCAUCACCUGACAUCAUUGGCUCAUUCAACUCCUUGCUCUUGGCCUGCUUCUGCUGGUCCAUGGCGACUUUGCUGACGCCGAUCCUUGGAACUUCCGCGCUAAGGGGCUGCUGAUCUUCAUUCGAAUUGUUUUGGGAUUCUUCGAAGGUGGCAGUGCGCCGUGCACUUACCAGCUGGCUGCCCAUUGGUUUCCCAAGGUCCAGUCUAGCCAUAUGUUGGCCUCCGCUGUGGCGGGACAGUGUGCUGGCGCUGCCAUUGCAAAUGCCUUUGGACCUGUGACCGAGACCUGACUGGCGCAUUGUCUUCUACAUGUUUGGUUCCGCCGGCGUUUUGUGGUGUUUGGUCUUCACUGGAAUGGGUGCCGAUUCACCGGAAGAGCAUCGAUAUGUCUCGAAGGAAGAGGUGCUGGCCAUCAAAGAGCUCCGCGAGAAGAGCCAGCAGUCAGCUGUUGGCAGACCACUCGCUUUGCGGCUGCUCCUGGGGCACCCAACCGUGGUGGGCAUUAUGAUCGCAGAAGCUGCAUUCAGCUUCUUGUGGUAUUUUUGGCUAUCUUGGAUGCCCUCCUUCUUUCACGAUGCUUAUGGCUUGUCGACUGGAGAAUCGGGCACACUGGGCUUGAUGUCAUACUGGGUGGCAAUGCCAGCGCCCUUCGUGUGGAGCAAAGUCUUCUCGAUUUGCUAUGAGGCCCGCAAUCAUACGGGGCUUCUUCAGUUGCGAACGCUCUUCUUCUUCAUUACAUUCCUUGGCGCGUCUGGGUUCAGCUUGCUGGUGCUUUUGUGCUACUCCAAAGCCACACCUGUGUUGGCCACAGUGUUGGUGAUGUCUUUGAUAAUAUGCCUUUGCUCCAAGGUGGCAGGGCAAGCAGCCGUGGUGAUCGAUUGUGGAGGAUCAGCCAACUCGGCUCGCGUAGGUGCCCUGAUGCACUUGUCUUCUGCCAUGACCGGCUUCGUGAGCAAUGUGGUGGUCGGGUACUUCUUGGCGACGCCGUCGUUGGGAUACUCCGGGGUCUUCAUGUUGAGCAUCGGCUUUUCCCUCUUGGGGCUCAUCACCUUGGUGCAAACGGUGCAGGUGGAGGUCAUUGAUCACAGCUAUUUCGAGGAUCAAAAAGCUGGCUGAGUGAGCUGCGAAGAACGCCCGAGCCACCUCUUCCCGAC